Molecule: messenger RNA, 2265 nt
Organism: Knipowitschia caucasica
Lineage: Eukaryota; Metazoa; Chordata; Actinopteri; Gobiiformes; Gobiidae
Source: the annotation of a GenBank genome assembly
AUGGGAGACAUGAAGACGCCAGACUUUGAUGACUUGUUGGCAGCUUUUGACAUCCCUGAUAUUGAGGCAAUUGAGUCCAGUCCAGAGGAGGAAAACGGUGAGCCAGAGGGAAGCCCCAAAACAACUGCAAAAGUCACUCCAGCAGGGAUAAUGUUACGCAGCCUGGGACAGAAAACUCUACCCACGGGAAUUAAUUUACCUCUGCCUUCACUGCCGCCUCCUCUCAGCAGCAGCAGCAGGCCGGCUUCUAUUGUCAACAGCACUGGAGCCAUUAUAUCUAAAAGCCAGACCAACCUGGUAGACGCUUUUAAUCGAAUUUUAAAUAACAAGAAUCUACUGCCCAGUUACAAACCGGACCUUGCCUCAUCCCGCCAAGCAGAAUGGGGCCUCUCUCUCCCUGCGCAGGGCUACAGAUGCCUGGAGUGUGGGGAUUCCUUUGCUCUGGAGCAGAGUUUAGCGCGGCAUUAUGACCGGCGCUCGCUGAGGAUCGAGGUGACCUGUAACCACUGUGCUAAACGCUUGGCCUUCUUUAACAAGUGCAGUCUGCUGCUACACGCGCGAGAGCACAAGGAGAAGGGCCUCAUUAUGCAGUGCUCACAUUUAGUGAUGAGACCUGUGCCCAUGGAGCUGAUGAUCGGGUCACAGGAGCCGACUGCAGCCGCUCUGUCCUCUGUUUUGUCUCACGUAAAUCCGAAAGCCACGUCUGUCAAAAAGACAGAAGUCCAGUACGGCAGUCAUAAAUGUCCUGAGUGUCAGGCACAGUUCGCCAGCGCAGAGGAGGUGGUCAAGCAUUUUCAAGAACUCAAAUCAACGCAACCCAUCACAUGUAUAGAAUGUUCCCCUCCCAUGCUGCUGUCCAACAACUGCUGCGCGGCGGCUCAUCAGCGCAUUCACCUCAACACUGCUCCUCACGUGUGUCCAGAGUGCGGAGGCUCCGCCAAACCGGCCGUCUUCAAAACUCACAUAGAGGAGACGUGCUUUCACUUUGCACGGCGCAUUGGUUACAGGUGCUCCAGUUGUCUGGUGGUGUUUGGAGGCAUAAACUCUGUGAAGUCGCACAUCCAGCAGGCACAUUGUGACAUGUUCCAGAAAUGCCCCGUUUGUCCCAUGGCGUUUAAAUCCGGCUCCAGCAUCCAGAACCACAUCUCUGCUCAGCACCCCACGCUCACAGAGGCCCAGGCCAUAUCCAUCUUUAAAUGCGUCAUGUGUGAUACCGUUUUCACCAGUAAAACCUUGCUUCAUAUCCACUUUGACACACAUUUAGCAAAUCAAAAAGUGCAUGUAUACAAAUGCCCCGAGUGUCCCAAACAGUUUUCUGUCAGAUCUUCAUUAAUGGAACAUUUAAAGACCCAUCAAACUAAAAUCAAACAGGAGUCUCCUCUUCCAUUUUCACAACCAACUGUGAAGAUGGAGAGUUCUGAAGAUGAAGAAAGCAGCAGCCCAUCCAAAGAAGUAACUAAAAAGACACGGAAGCAGUUUCCCUGUAACAAAUGUGACGGCUCUUUUUCCACAACUUCAAACCUGCGACGACACAUCAGAGACAAACACAAAGCCGCCGCUCGGAGUUUCCGCUGCCAAUUCUGCACUGACGUGAAGAAGACAUUUAACAGCAGAGUGAUGUUGGAGAAGCACAUCAGGCUCAGGCACAAGAUGGAGACCGGGGACGAGGCCUUUCUCAUGCAGGAGGGCAGCGACAAUGCGGACAGCUCCUCGGAGCAGGACGGCGGCGCCAUGUUCCGCCGCAGACGGAGAGCGGCCUUGAAAUCUGAACCGGAGGAAGACUCUGUGAACGAGGCGAGUCCGGCGAAGAAGUGGCAAUCGUCCUCUGAGCUGCCACCGGAGAAGGGCUUCCGCUGCGCCCCCUGUGGCUACACUUGUGAAGAGCAGGCGGAGUUCUUGGAGCACAUCGGCCAACACCGCAAAGGCGCGGGGGGCAGCUCGCAACAGUGUCUGCAGUGCGGCGUCUGCUUCACCUCGCACCACUCCCUCUCUCGCCAUCGCUUCAUCGCUCACAAAGUCAAACAGACCGAAAGCCAGGACUCGCCAAACCCGGGCCUUGCUCCAUCCGCAAAUGAAAACUACGAAGAGAAAGGCGCUUUUUCUGCACAAGACUCGCCAGGUGGGUCUCAGGGGAGGGACGGCGAGGGCACGCUGGCCUGUAAAGUGUGCGGCCGCAGGUUCGAAAAGGCUGCGGAUCUCAACACGCACUUCAGAACUCACGGAAUGGCGUUUAUCAACGCUAGAAAUGCAGGGAAGAGCACCUGA